Coregonus sp. 'balchen' is the source of this 8187-nucleotide messenger RNA. NCBI's taxonomy places the organism in Eukaryota, Metazoa, Chordata, Actinopteri, Salmoniformes, Salmonidae. The record is from the annotation of a GenBank genome assembly.
AUGGCCAGGGACUAUGAUUACCUAUUCAAGCUGCUCAUCAUCGGUGAUAGUGGUAAGCGAAUACCGGGGAUGCGUGACGGGAAAUGGGCCUCCAGGUUUUUACACAAUGAGUCGCAGAAAAGUAGGUCGAGGUUCCUAGCGUGAAUUUGGACUAAUUUUUAAGUGAACGUCUACGUUACUAUGUGUAGUUUUUAAAAUGCACAUCAAUAUUUUCGAGCAAUGACACUAGCGCAUCGCAGGGCAUGUCAGCCGAUCAGGCCAGAUAUUGCUCGCUGCACGAUAGCUUCUAGUACUGCCACACUGCACUGGGACGAAUUCCAUCCAUUGAAAUAUUUGUUUUUGUUAUUUGUCGGGAUAUUUACCUAACUAGCUAUUAUGGUGUUGCAAGUAUGAACAUUGUAGUUCAACAUUUGACUUAUUUCUUACAACUAGCCAAGUGUUGUUAGCAUGCUAGCUAACUAGCCAGUCAACGUUAACUAUUGGAUCGUAUUUGUUUUGUUAGCCCAGGAGCUAGAAAACUAGCCUCCCUUGAGUUGACAACCAGCUACUCCGGGGUGCUGGCUAGUUAACUAGGUAACGUUAGGUGGUUUGUCAAUGUAGUUAGAAUUUUUUUUUCGUUUCUGCAGCAUGUUCCCUGUGUGAAGGAAUGUUAACUAUAGCUAACUAGCAAUAUUUAUGUGAUACUGAUUGCAUCAAGUGCAGCGUUGUUUACAGUGAGCCUUGAAUGAUUUCUAGAUGAUACCCUAGCUUGGGGCCUAACGUUUGUAGACCAAUGAGGAAGGAAUUGAAAUUGUUUCCUAUCAAGAUCCAACUAAUGCCUGAAUUCCAGAAUAUAAGGUAUAUUAAGAACCAUACUACCACUUCAUUUGCAGUUUUUUUCCACCAUGUUCAUUUUAAUUCUAAAGACUGUUGCAUUCAUGUGAAAGGAAAUCUACACUAACAUUGCAUUUCCAAGUCCACAAUCCCUUUGUCGGUAAAGAUCCUUGCAGCCAUUGACACUGCCAGUCCUGGCACUACCCCAUCAGCUGGCUGAUCACAAUAGUGGGCAAGACAGCAGCCCUUUUACUACCACAGACACAGAGGGCCCUGUGUCCCCUCGGCUGCAGUCUGGAACCAGUAUUGGUACCACUUUUAUGAGAUUCAGGGAAGACUUAAACCAAUGCUCAAAUGCUAGUCCUCCUCCCCCCCUCGUCUCACACAGCCUAAACAUUCAAUUGCUGCAAAGAUUGAUCUGACAUACAGGGUUUAGGAGCUCUGAUCAAGGGUACCUUUCUGCUCCUCUUGGUCCCUCUGCAGGUAAUUGGUCAAGGAAAACCAGUAUUUGGACUGACAGAGGUCCACCUCACCUGUAGCUGGUGUUUUUGCAUGAUAACAAAGCAGAAAUCGACUGGCACCCACCCAGGCGACUGUGCCUCACCUUUGUUACCUGGCCAAAAGAUAGUACUGAGGAUUUGAAUGAUGUACUGUAUUUUGUGGCUUUUGCUUAUCAUUGCCCUGGACACAGUUGUGAGCAGGCAAUGGCCUAUAUCUUCACCACAGGUUCCUAUAUGACAGCUAAGUACUCCUUCACAGACAGGGCUGCACUGAUACGUCUUCCCAAGUAUCACAGGGCUGUUUUACCAGUCAGACCAGAUAUGGACAUGCCUGGUACCAGAGCUUCAACGGGUUUCCCCUCGACUUACCCAGUCAUUGAUUAUCAUUCACUCUUAUCAAGACUGACUGAUGGGGCUGGGAUGAUACCAGUAUUGCAAUAUUUUUUUGCCAACAUGAAGCAGACAAUCUUUGGUCCUUUAAAAACUGCUGUAUGUAAAAUGUGUGUGCUAUAGCUUGGAAAAUAAAUACAUGUGACUCUGGAUGACAACAUAAUGUUUGUUUCCAACAUUAGGGCUGUUUUCUUAAAGAAGUUAAAUCCGCUUUGUGUUUUGUUUCCUUGCCAUAAUAUUAACGAGCAUCGCGAUACUGGUAUCGUUCCGGCCCUGCUGACUGACUAGACUGUCCAGUCCAUCAUUCAAAACAAAGAUUGGUUUUCCUGGCAUAUGACAGGGCCUGAUUUAAAAGAUGAUAAUGAUAUAGCCUAUAUAGUGAUCUGGUUCUGCUUUGUCUGGGUAGCUGGUAGAGCAUGACAGAACUCUUAUUAUCCUCCUGAUUGGACAUCAACAGGGAGGAAUGUGUGAUGCAGUAGAGCACUGGGAUUCCCCAGAUGCUCUGUCUGUGUGAAUGUUAGGCUUAUGUGGUUGUUAGUGGCCUGAUAGGUGACAGUAUUGUUAAAAGGAUGUUCCACCCACGUAAAGAACACUAUCUCUGUUUCUUGUAGCUGUAAGUAAUGUUGAGUCUGGUGAAAGAACAAGACUCCAGAGAUCAGUGAGUGAUCAGAGGGAUUUGUUUUCUGAUUGGCUUUUAACUCGGGACCAAUCAACUGCAGCCAGACACGAUCACAUUACCUUCAGCUAGCAACUGAUCUGAGCUGUUAGUCCCUCCUCCUGGACUCACAGUUCAGCGCUGACUUUUUGGCCAACUCACCUGACGGUUAGCUAGCCACCUGUCUGUGCCUCUUGGGGAAUUCGCUGAAUGUGUUACUUCAUUGCUUAUUGGUGCACAGUACAAAGUUAUUUGCGAAACAGUCCCAGGAUGUUAUGAUCUGUACCUGACCUGCAUCAUUUGUAUCAAACCUUCUCCUCAGUAUUAUUGUGAUCUUUAACCUACUAAAGGUUAUGCAGAGUUCAGUUAUCACUGUCCUUAUACAAAGGCUACGCUAGGUAACAUGUAUUUGUCUGAGUGCAUGCAUUCAAGGGCUGGCUGACUGAGCUAAUUUACCUAUACUAAAGAGGUCAGGAGACACACCAGCCUAGUUUUAGGUGGUUAUGGUCCUCUUAUUCUUCCUGGCUCUUUCAUGAUUAGAGAGAAAAACCUGUGGAGAUCUGUUAACUCCUUGGUGGCACAGUGGCAAGCAUAUGUUUACAAAACAACCCGAAGUCAGAUAAAUCAAUCUUCCUUCAAGUUAGCUUACUUAUACAAACCUCUGUGUAGCUUAAAUGUCAUAAUUAAAGGGUGGUAAGAAAUCGAAUCUCCUGCCUAGCUUGUUGUGAGCCUUUUUAACCUGACUCAACCUGUCCUUUUCUCUCCAUUUCAGGAGUGGGGAAGAGCAGUCUCCUCCUGCGGUUUGCAGACAACACUUUUUCAGGUAAGAGUAAAUGUUACUCCUAACCCCCCUAGCAGGUUAUGGGUCAUUUGGUCUGUUGCAUUUUAACAACUGUCCAACUCGCACUAUUGCGAGUAUUUGCCUUGCAAAUCAAACACUGUGUCUUAUAACCUGUUGGCAGGUAGCUACAUCACCACAAUUGGAGUGGACUUCAAGAUCCGGACAGUGGUGAUCAAUGGGGAGAAGGUGAAGCUGCAGAUCUGGGAUACGGCAGGACAGGAGCGCUUCCGCACCAUCACCUCCACGUAAGUACAGGCAGAGGCAACACUCACUUUCACACUGGGCUGUUAGCAACACUCACUUUCACACUGGGCUGUUAGCAACACUCACUUUCACACUGGGCUGUUAGCGACACUCACUUUCACACUGGGCUGUUAGCAAGACUCACUUUCACACUGGGCUGUUAGCAACACUCACUUUCACACUGGGCUGUUAGCAACACUCACUUUCACACUGGGCUGUUAGCAACACUCACUUUCACACUGGGCUGUUAGCAAGACUCACUUUCACACUGGGCUGUUAGCAAGACUGACUUUCACUUUCACACUGGGCUGUUAGCAAGACUGACUUUCACUUUCACACUGGGCUGUUAGCAAGACUGACUUUCACUUUCACACUGGGCUGUUAGCAAGACUGACUUUCACACUGGGCUGUUAGCAAGACUGACUUUCACUUUCACACUGGGCUGUUAGCAAGACUGACUUUCACUUUCACACUGGGCUGUUAGCAAGACUGACUUUCACUUUCACACUGGGCUGUUAGCAAGACUGACUUUCACUUUCACACUGGGCUGUUAGCAAGACUGACUUUCACUUUCACACUGGGCUGUUAGCAAGACUGACUUUCACUUUCACACUGGGCUGUUAGCAAGACUGACUUUCACUUUCACACUGGGCUGUUAGCAAGACUCAUGUGUCCCAUUAACCACACAACAUUCAAACACAUGUCAGCUGAUAUUUAGGGGAUAUUUUACGAGGCCAGCCUUUCAAGAUAGUUUGAGCAAGUACUUCAAAGACAUCUAGAAUAACUUCCAUGCUCUUUUUGGAAACUGAUGGAAUUCCCCACAGAGCCUAAUUACAGAUUUUAGUAACAGGUGGGUUUUAGUCACACAGAAUUAUAGGACAGUAAAGAUUGGAGCUCAAUGCCUCUCUCACUUGGGUGUCAUCCCCAUGGAUUUGCUUCACCUUGUUUUAUGUACAUCAUUUGUUCCAAUGGAAAUUCAUUUUUUCCUUUUCUUGUCCUUGCCCUCACUCUCCAAAUGUUCACAUUUUCUGUCCGUUGCGUACCAUGGCUGCAUGUUUGCCAGAUAAUUCCUCCUGUGCAGUGUGGAGCCUAGGUUUCUUGGGACACCGGUAUUGAGCCGGCUGUCAGAGGGAUCAUACAUUUUUCUCGUAAUGUGCCAAGUGGAAUAUGGUCACGUCAUUGCCUUUUUUCAAUUGUGGCACAAAUUACAAGUAAAAACAGAAUUGGAAGACAUUCCUCUCUGAAUUCAUAUUCGUUUUUGAACUAUGGCUGGUAUCUUCUCUCAAGCGAGUACUUCCUAAGCUGAAGUGGAUGAGAGAGAGUGUCCAGCCAUUCUCCUCUCUGUCAUGAGAAAUAUGUGUAGUGAUGAGUAGUCCGUGUUCCUGAACAAGAAUGCCGUCACUCAGGAGGGUGGACUAAAGGUCUGUGAGCUAGUCCGCAUUACAGCACCUAACAACCAUCUGACAUGGACAGCACAGCGUAUAAAAACCAUUACCCCUUUGGACUUUGACAAGGACUGUACAGAACGUUGAUACUGUUUGGCUUUGAUUGCCUGGGACUAUGAAAGUGUGGAGAAAUUAGAAACCUUGCCGCUUUGGCCAUUCACUCAAUAAAAAUAAAUUUUAAAAAGGUGUUCAGAAAGGGAGGCAUUCGAACCUGUGGAUUUUUCCACAAGUCCCCUCUGGAAAAUAUGGUGAUUUUCCCCUCAAACAGAUCUGCUGGUUUUCCUGUGGAAUACCUCCUACAAGUCUACAAAAUGGAGUCGGUGUGUCUGCUGCAGAGCUGAGGAAACCUGGCUGGCUGUGUGAGGAGGGAGGUGGCGAGUGCUGCCUGGUUGUUUUUGCUGAUUAAUUGUGGAGAAGUAGUGGCAUGGUGCCUCAUUAGGCCUAAGUGAAUUUCAGGAUCGGGAUGGCUCACAGAGCCCUCCGUGCUGGAGUGGGGAAACCCCACCUCCGUUAGUCGGUGGUCAGCCCAGCCAGGCUGUGUUUAACCAUAUGUCUGUCUUUCAGUCAGUCACAGUCCAUAGCUGCCAUAUGUCUGUCUGAAUAUGUGUCUUUGUAGUGGACAGCAGCCUGUGUGUGUGUGGUGGAGGGAGGGACUGGGAGUCUUGCCCCUGUGCCUGCUGCGUGUUUGUGGUUCUCCAUUCAUAUGUGCAGAACGCCCCCGCUGACUGGUCCGUUACUGCUGGGCUGUGACAGACAACGCUUCUGUCAGGCCAAUGCAAUCUCACACACACACACACACACACACACACACACAGCCCUUUGAAAGGCGUAUUGUGUGUGGUGCAUUGCAGUCAGAUAGGGGAUGCGCCCUCUCUUUGGGGGGGGGGCUGCAGGUUUUCAUGAAUACUGUGACUGUCCUCUACUUGCAUCUCUGCCUUUCCCCUCCAUGUACAUCUGUCAUAUUCCUGUGAUAAGCAUCCGCUCCCGUUUCCUGCCGACUGCUGCCCUGCCCUGCCUCAGAGACACACCACUUCCUGCUCUCAUAUUUUCAGGAACAGUAAUAGGGAUUAUUGAACUCCGAGCGGCAUGUGGAGUCGGUGUAUAUGUAAUACGCUUUCAGUUCAUUUUGGCUGUUGCAGGGUGACGAAAGGAAAUACAGUAUUGUUAUAUUGUGCCAUUUAUUGGAAUCGGUUUGCGUCAGUGGCAGGUGGUCCCUAUCCCCAAUUUCAUUCAGCCGUGGGACGAGUCGUUCCUUGAGCGGAUGGUCAUGGGCCGGAACAUAGUUCUAAAUCAAUUGUACACUGCAAAUUGACCGCAAGAUUUGAUUUGAUUUGAAGAACAGAUAUAGUAUUUGACAAAAAAACAGAAUAAUUUCAAACCUUAAUUACAUUGGGAUACGAUCACAUAUGCCUCUCUAUUUAUGCGUGGGAAUACUUGAACAGAUUUUCUAAAUUAAAAUCACUUUGAGCUCAUUUACUGGUGAUUUUUAGUCUUAUGUCCAAGAACAAAUUGUGUGUGUAUAUAUAAUAAAUAAAUAAAAAACAUUAAACUUAGGGUAAAUAAAAUCGCAGAAUAUGGCCUGCGGGCCAUCUAUUGGGGGAACCCUGGUCUGGGAUCAUAAGGAAGCAUUUCUACUUCAUGUGAGCAUGGGCAGUCCUGGGCUCAUUUGUCUUCAAUCAUACUUUUUGCUUUGUUAACAUCAGUUUGUUGGGAUUGAUUGAACAUCUCAUGUGUGUUUGUGUAAUACAGGUAAUUGCAAAAAUUGAGGAACACCAACAAAGUGUCUUAAUAGGGUGUUGGGCCACUAGAACAGCUUCAGUGUGCCUUGGUAUAGAUUCUACAGGGGUCUGGAGCACUAUUGGAGGGAUGGAACACCAGUCUUCCAAGAGAAAUUCCAUCAUUUGGUGGUGAUGGUGGAAAAUGCUGUCUCAGGCGCCGCUCCAGAAUCUCCCAUAAGUGUUCAAUUGGGUUGAUCUGGUGACACACACACCCUUUAAACCCCCUAUGCUUCUUUGUGACCCCCCUUUCAAAGUCACUGAGAUCUCUUCUAGCCAUGGUAGGCAAAAUGAUGGGCAACUGGGCAUCUUUUAUAUAUUACCCUAAACAUGAUGUGAUGUUAAUUGCUUCAUUAACUCAGGAACCACAGCUUUUUGGAAGAACCUGUUUUCAAAAUACUCUGUGUCCCUCAUUUAUUGAAGUGUUUCCUUUAUUUUGGCAGUUACCUGUAGUUUGACUCUGUUCUCUCUGAGUUGGGCUCCCCCUAGUGGACAUGAAAUGUAAAUCAAAAUGCUGACAGCUCUCUCGCUCUCUUUCUCUCUGUCUCCAGAUACUACCGGGGAACACAUGGGGUCAUAGUGGUAUAUGAUGUCACGAGUGCGGAGUCUUUUGUCAAUGUGAAACGAUGGCUACAUGAAAUCAACCAGAACUGUGAUGAUGUCUGUCGAAUAUUAGGUGAGUCCAGUCCACCUGUUUCAAAGACCUUUACCCAGUGCAGUGUUGUUGCAUCAGGGACCCUUGUAAAGGGCCUUAUGAAAUCCGUGUUGCGGGUGGAAUCCAGACAUUAAAACAGAAUAUUCAAAGAUGUGAUUAAGUUAGUAGAACAUUAAUUAGGUUUUUUGAAGUAAUUAGAAAAAUGUAUUAAUUUGCACGUUUCACCCUGUCUGCGUGUGUGGGGUUCACACGUUUCUUACUUUUUGCAUUGACAUGGACUCAGAACAUCCAAUUUAUUUGUUUCUAAAACAAAUAAAAAGUUACUUUUGAGAGUUGAAAAACAGAAAAAAAUCUGAAAAGAGGAAUUUGGGAAAAUGCUAAAUGGAAUUUGGGAAAAAAUAAAAUACUUUAUGGUCCCUACUUGGUGUUGAGAAAGCUCAAAUGGUCUUCCUAUUCGUAUUGUCCCUCAGUGGGAAACAAGAACGAUGACCCCAACUCAAAGGUGGUGGAGACGACUGACGCACAGAAGUUUGCAGAGCAGAUGAGCAUCAACCUCUUUGAGACGAGUGCGAAAGAGAACAUCAAUGUUGAAGAGGUAAGUCAUUGGUCAGGGGCCCUCCGAUAAUACUAGGGGAAAGUUGAGGGGGUAGAGUUGUGCAUGGGACAUGGGGAAGAAAACAAGCUCUCAUCCUAAAAUGUUAUAGUUGAUUGUGUUCACCAUGUUUUGUGUUUUCCCCACAGAUGUUUAACUGCAUCACAGAGUUAGUGCUAAGAGCCAAGAAGGAGGUGCUGGCCAAGCAGCAGCAGCAGCAACAGAACGACGUGGUCAAACUCUCCAAGAACAGUAAACGAAAGAAAAAGUGCUGCUAG